Rotaria sp. Silwood1 is the source of this 612-nucleotide messenger RNA. The record is from the annotation of a GenBank genome assembly. Lineage: Eukaryota; Metazoa; Rotifera; Eurotatoria; Philodinida; Philodinidae.
AUGUUUGUUCUUCUUCUUCUACUUAUUUUGAUCGAUCCUGUACCUGGAAAGUCAAUAGCCAUUGCCCGAACAAAUUCUAGUAUGUCAAUUCCAACACUUCCAUUUCCCAAUUCGAUAUUUCAACACAAAAUUCGUGGCAAUGAAACCAAUCAAACUUUCGUCUUGUUCGAGGCUGAAUAUUUAAAUGAAGGUCCCGGUUAUCAUCUUCACACAAAAGACGAUGAAUUAUUUCAUGUUCUUGAUGGCAAAGUCCAAUUCAUAGUGAAUGGUAGUCAAUUUUGUGCUUCAACUGGUGAUUAUGUUUAUGUUCCGCGUAAUGUGUCACAAGGCGUUCGAGUUUAUAAUCCGUCGAACAGUACUAAACGAGUCAAAAUCCAAAUCAUGUUAUUUCCAUCCGGACUCGAGAAUUUUCUUGAUGAAAUAGCUGUCUUGUAUGAUCAAGAUAGAAGCAAUCAGACAGCAAUUGAUACCAUUUCUAAAAAAUAUGGCAUCAUUGAUUUGGGACCAGUUCAGUGGAAUGAUCUGGGCUGUUUCGAUAAUAAUUCCGUUCAACUACCGUCAAGUGUUUCAAUGCUCAUAUUUUUUCUCCUGUUGAACUAUAUUCUUGAAUAA